AUGGCCGACUCGGUACUCCCCAUCCCUCAAGUAUCUCAGCCUUCCGGGCACUCCUCCACGAGCAAGCCCAAGCUCUACAUCCUCGACUAUGGAGCCGGAAAUGUCAGAUCAUUGGCAAACUCCAUCAACGCCUUGGGACACGACUUUGAAUGGAUCAAGGAUGAGAGCGACUUUGACAAGGCCGAGAAACUCAUCUUUCCCGGUGUCGGCUCCUUCGAAAAAGCCACCUCCGCCCUCCACACCUCCUCCAACCUCUCCAAACACCUCCUGAACUAUAUCAACUCUGGCAAGCCCUACUUGGGUAUCUGCAUCGGUAUGCAGGUGCUCUUUGAGUCCUCUACCGAGUCGCCAGGCUCAAAGGGUCUCGGCGUGGUGCCCUUCGGGAUCACCAAGUUUACCGCGAAAGAUGCGGGUGUGGAGGGAGGAAAGAAGAGUGUGCCCCACAUGGGAUGGAAUAGGGCUUGGCGGGCGCACAAGCAGGAGGGAGAAGAGGAGUUGAUCCACGACGAGGACUAUUACUUUGUCCACUCUUACGCCGCGCUUCUGCCCAAACUCGCGCCCGGCGAGCAGCCUCCCAAAUCUGUCGACGAUUUCGCCUACACCCUUUCCCGAUACGGAUCCGAGACCUUCAUCUCUUCUAUACGGCGCGAUAAUGUCUUUGCUUGUCAAUUCCACCCCGAAAAGUCUGGCCCUGCUGGUCUCGACCUGCUCAAGCGCUGGAUCGAAGCUCCCGUCGAGAGCCUGUCCUCCAAAUCGGCCUCUUCAUCCUCUUCUUCCAGCAAAGUCUGGCAACCCACCAACCCCGAUCCCCUCCGCGCCCAGGGCAACGGCCUUACCAACCGUAUCGUCGCCUGCCUCGAUGUCCGUUCCAACGACGCCGGUGACCUCGUCGUUACCAAGGGCGACCAAUACGACGUCCGUGAAAAGUCUGACGAGGGUGGACAAGUGCGAAACUUGGGCAAGCCUGUCGAGCUCGCGCAGAGAUACUACCUUAACGGUGCCGACGAGGUCGCGUUCUUGAAUAUCACGAGUUUCAGGCAGUCGGCGUUGCUCGACCAGCCGAUGUUGGAGGUGGUCAAGGCGGCGGCAGAAACGUGCUUUGUGCCCCUGACGAUUGGUGGAGGAAUCAAGGACACUGUCGACCCUGACGGCACCGUCCACUCUGCUCUCGAAGUCGCGGGCACCUACUUUCGUUCUGGUGCCGACAAGGUCUCUAUCGGCUCCGAAGCCGUCAUCGCCGUCGAAGAGAUGCUCGAACGCGAAGCCCGUGGCGAGCCCGCCUUCUCUGGCAAGACGGGUAUCGAAAACAUCUCCAAGGGCUACGGCCGUCAGGCUGUCGUGGUCUCCAUCGACCCUAAACGUGUCUACGUCGACACCUCUUCCCCCGACUGGCUCUCUUCCUUCCCCGAGAAACACCUGCCUUCCCUCAUCAUCGGCGACAAGGCCACCUCACGCACGGCGCCGCAAGAAAAGGGCAAGGCUUGGUGGUACCAAUGUACCAUCUCUGGCGGCCGUGCUGUCCGGGAUAUCGAUGUCGUCCAGCUUGCCAAGGGUGUCGAGCGCUUGGGCGCGGGCGAGAUCUUGCUCAACUCUGUCGACAGGGACGGGUCGGGGGCUGGGUUUGAUUUGGACUUGAUCAAGCUCGUCAAGGGCGCCGUGGGCAUUCCUGUGGUGUCUUCUUCGGGAGCGGGCGGGCCGGGUGAUUUCGAGGAGGUGUUUAGGGAGACGGGGACGGAGGCUGCGUUGGCGGCUGGGAUCUUCCACAGGGGCGAGGUGGGGAUUGAUGAGGUGAAGAGCUUUUUGGAGGGGAAGAAGAUGGCGGUUAGGAACGUGAAGCCUUAG
Molecule: messenger RNA, 1842 nt
Organism: Cryptococcus wingfieldii CBS 7118
Lineage: Eukaryota; Fungi; Basidiomycota; Tremellomycetes; Tremellales; Cryptococcaceae
Product: imidazoleglycerol phosphate synthase, cyclase subunit
Exons: 3
Coding region: 1-1842 (613 amino acids)
Biological process (GO): L-histidine biosynthetic process
Molecular function (GO): imidazoleglycerol-phosphate synthase activity
Source: RefSeq, a predicted model, not a curated record